Messenger RNA from Amborella trichopoda, 814 nucleotides. RefSeq names its product small ribosomal subunit protein eS17. The record is from RefSeq and is a predicted model, not a curated record. Gene Ontology annotation, molecular function: structural constituent of ribosome. Gene Ontology annotation, cellular component: ribosome. Gene Ontology annotation, biological process: translation. NCBI's taxonomy places the organism in Eukaryota, Viridiplantae, Streptophyta, Magnoliopsida, Amborellales, Amborellaceae.
AAUGUACUCGCUAUCUUUGAAACCCUAGAAAGUAUCAAAACCCUAAAAGCAUUCACGCUUGAGGCUUCUCUCUGCAACUCCCGAGCUCGAAAUUCUCUCUCUACGUUCACUCUCUCUCUCUAGAACCUUUUAUCUCUCUAAAAAUCUUUUGCGCAGACAUGGGUCGAGUUCGAACCAAGACUGUGAAGAAAUCAUCGCGCCUUGUGAUCGAGCGAUACUACUCUCGAAUGACCCUGGAUUUUCACACCAACAAGAAGAUCCUUGAAGAGGUCGCCAUUAUUCCUUCAAAGCGCCUUCGAAACAAGAUCGCAGGCUUCUCAACCCACCUGAUGAAGCGUAUUCAGAAGGGGCCAGUUCGAGGUAUCUCUCUGAAACUCCAAGAAGAGGAAAGAGAGAGGAGAAUGGACUAUGUACCUGAUCAAUCCGCCAUCAAAACUGACUUUAUCGAGGUGGAUAAGGAAACUCUAGACAUGCUUUCGGCUUUAGGCAUGGCUGAUUUGCCUGGCGUGGUGAAGCAGGCUGAGCCUGCAGCGACUGGAGGUUGGAACAAACAAGGAGGUGGGUUUCAGGGCCCUUCGGGUGCUAGUGCUCGAAGAUAUUGAAUAUUUCUUCUCUUUUAGGUUUGAUCUGCAAAUUUUUGCUUCCGAAUUUGUCUAUCUUUGAUGUCAGGGACCUCAAAAUCAGGAUUUUUUUUAAUCUUUUUUGUUUUUUUGUCGUUUUUGAAGUUAAGAGAUGUUCAAGAUUAGGGAUUUUCCUCAAUUUUGAUCUCUUUGAGGUUAACAGAUUAUAAAAUUAUGGUUUCUUUGAAUUUUUC